Messenger RNA from Trichoderma citrinoviride, 1086 nucleotides. RefSeq lists its product as hypothetical. Lineage: Eukaryota; Fungi; Ascomycota; Sordariomycetes; Hypocreales; Hypocreaceae. The transcript has 4 exons. Gene Ontology annotation, cellular component: spliceosomal complex; nucleus. Gene Ontology annotation, biological process: mitotic DNA replication checkpoint signaling; nuclear DNA replication; mitotic DNA damage checkpoint signaling. The coding region runs from base 1 to 1074 and encodes 357 amino acids. Gene Ontology annotation, molecular function: zinc ion binding; nucleic acid binding. The record is from RefSeq and is a predicted model, not a curated record.
AUGGCAGACGUCCGGGCUCUCCUCCGGCAGCAGCGAGCAGCUCGUCGCAUCACCCAUCCAUACGCCACAUAUUCAGACACCGGCAAGCUGCUCUGCACCCUCUGCCGCGACCAGAUCCGCGCCGAAUCCCACUGGGACGCCCAUCUCACCAGCGACAAGCACAAGAAGCGCCUGUCUGCCAUUUCAGAGGCCAACAAUGCCAAUGCCAACGCCAAUGCCAAUGGAGAUUACAGAGGAAGCGACGAAGAGGUCAACGACCAGGAGCAGAGCGAGGGGUUGGACGACGAUGGUGAAGGCCGAGAUCAGAGAGCAGAUACCCCCUCGGCCACCCACAAACGGAAACUCGACCUUGUAGCCGCCACGGCCGCAGACGAGCAUGACACAGAUAAAGACAUGGACGACGACGAAGACGAGGAAGCCACCACAAGGGCCCUCGCAGGGCGUCCAGGUCCAGAUGCCCUCACGGUCGACAACGCCCGCCGACUCCCAACACUCUGGCACAGUCUGGCAACUCCGGCAUCCUCCUCCUCCAUGAGCAUACAACAAGAAGCACCACCACCACAACAACAACCGCAACCACAACCGGAACCGCAGCCCUCAGCAUCUACAUCUCAAACCCAACAACAAAUCGACGAAGACGAAUGGGCCGCCUUCGAAGCCGACAUCGCCGCCGAAACCGCCCCUUACGACGCCGACGCCGUCAUCUCCCGUCCCGCCAUGACCGCCGAGGAAGCUGCCGCCGCCGCCGCCGCCGAGCAAGAGGCAGCAGGCCUGCAGAACCCUGAAUCUCGCAAGGCAAAGGCAGAUGCGGACAUUGAGGACGAGCGGGAGGAGGCCACGCGUGCGCUGGAGGAGGAGUUUGAGGAGAUGCAGGAGCUCGAGGCGCGGGUGCAGCGGUUGAAGGAGAAGAGGGAGGCGUUGAAGCGGAAGAGGGGGGAGACGAUCGGAAAAGAGAACGCCAUCACGGCGGUUGAUGUUAAUGAAGCCGAAGCCGAAAACAAUGACGAAGAAGAUGAUGAAGACGAUGAUGAGGAAGACGACUGGGACGGCUUCCGGUUCCGCACCGGGCGGUAGAGGAAGCCAAUG